Messenger RNA from Prosopis cineraria, 1237 nucleotides. RefSeq lists its product as uncharacterized. The record is from RefSeq and is a predicted model, not a curated record. NCBI's taxonomy places the organism in Eukaryota, Viridiplantae, Streptophyta, Magnoliopsida, Fabales, Fabaceae. The transcript has 2 exons. Gene Ontology annotation, cellular component: endoplasmic reticulum. Bases 77 to 1054 code for a protein of 325 amino acids.
UACAGCCAAUUUCCGUUCUUCGUCGCGUUCAGUCUCACCCUCAAAGCCUUCUCUGUUAUUUCUCUGUCUAGCUCCAAUGGCUUCCUCGUGGCUCUGCUCUCCCAAAUUUCUAGUCUUUCUCGUGCUCCUCUCAGCCGUACCGAUCGGCGUAAUUAUCUCAAUGGAGCUAGCAAAGCCCCCAACUCACGUGUACCAUUACCGCAGCACGGGGUGGUUAAGAGAGUGCGGCAAGUGGGAUGAUCAAAAUCGGCGCUUCAUCGUGACUUUCUUCGAAGGAGGAAUCGGUCAGAUUCCGGUGACGGGAGUGGAGGGCGAGGUGUUAGAGGAGAUACCGAUCGUCAAAGACGCUGACCUGACAGGAAACGCAUCCCUGGGAAUCGUCAUCGACCGACCGAGGAAUCGGCUGCUGGCAGUUCAUGCAGACGCAGUGGGGAAUCGGUACGGGGCACUUGCUGCCUACGAUUUGUCAACUUGGAAACGAUUGUUCCUGACCCAGCUCAGUGGCCCAAACGACGAGAAAUCAUUACCGGACGAUGUUGCAGUGGAUGCAGAAGGGAAUGCUUAUGUAACGGAUGCCAAAGCCAGCAAGAUCUGGAAGGUUGGGGAGGAAGGGAAGGUUAUAUCAAUCAUAAGAAACCCACUGUUCGCUGCAAAGGAAUGGUACAAGAACUUGGUUGCGCUGAACGGCAUCGUUUAUCACCCAGAUGGAUUCCUGAUUGUGAUUCACACAUUUAGUGGCAACCUGUUGAAGAUUGACUUGUCAAGAGGGAAAGAGGAGGUGAAGCUAAUAAAGGUAGAGGGAGGGCCACUUAGAUUCGGAGACGGGCUAGAACUAGUGUCUCCCACCAAGCUGGUGGUUGCCGGGAAUCCUUCAGGAAGACUGGUGGAGAGUUCCGACGGCUGGGAAACAGCUUCUGUGGCGGCAACAUUCUGGGGGCUGAAGCACAGGUUGGCCACCGCAGCCACCGUGAAGGACGGCAAGGUCUAUCUCAACCAUUUGCUCGGGAUGGGCUAUCCUGCAAGGAAGCAUGCUUUCGUGGAGGCACCGUUUUAAACAAAGAAGGGAAUAACUGCUAUUUGCUUGUACUCCAAACGCCGGAAAACAUGUCAUGUUUAGCUUUUGGUUGGUGGUAUAUGGUUAGUGGGCCCGGUGUCCGUUAACCAAAUGUGUUGGUGUCCAGGGGAGACCUUUUUUUUUUCCCAAAAAAAAAAAUCUUUGCAGGGAUUGAUCCUUCCA